Messenger RNA from Candida tropicalis MYA-3404, 2700 nucleotides. RefSeq lists its product as uncharacterized. The record is from RefSeq and is a predicted model, not a curated record. Gene Ontology annotation, biological process: transmembrane transport. The transcript has a single exon. The coding region runs from base 1 to 2700 and encodes 899 amino acids. NCBI's taxonomy places the organism in Eukaryota, Fungi, Ascomycota, Pichiomycetes, Serinales, Debaryomycetaceae. Gene Ontology annotation, molecular function: oligopeptide transmembrane transporter activity.
AUGUCUUCUCAUCACCCUAGUCCUACCCCUAUUGAAUCAAAUAUUUAUGAGAAUGAUUAUGAGUUACACCGAAUGAAAAGUAGCUCUCGUUCAAUUGGCAUGGAUGACAAUGAUUUCACUAAUGAUCAGAGAUGGAUUAUAUUGAGAAGGCUAUAUGUUGAUACUUUGCAAUCUUUGGAUGAAUUGCCGCCAGAAAUCUUGUUUAUUCUCGAAAAGACAAAUGAAAUACUGGUUGAAGAAUCUAUUGAAGUAUUAAGAAGAAGCAUUACAGAACAUUUCACUGAUGUAAAUAUUCCAGAGGAGGAUUUGUUAUUUUGGAGGAAACUUGUUACCAUAAUUGAUUCUCAAAAGACGUCAAUAACAAAUUUGAACCCUGAAGGAAGUACUGAAAAAACGACUGAUAUAACAUCGCCAGCAGAAUUUCCAGAAAUAAUUGAAGUUAAUUCUCAAAAUCAUGUAAUUACAGAUUGGGAAAUUCAAACUAGGUUGGAAGCGGUAUUGAUUUCAUAUUGGUCUCCAUAUCCUGAAGUUAGAUCUGUAACAUUUCCAUAUGACGAUCCUAGUAUACCAAUUGAAACCUUCAGAGUAUAUUUAAUCGCAAUCUUUUGGACUUCUGUUGGGGCAGUAAUUAAUCAGUUUUUCUCAGAAAGAAGGCCAGCUAUUACUCUUGCAAUGUCUGUUGUUCAGGUUUUUUUGUACCCAUCUGGAGUUAUUUGUGAAUGGAUCUUGCCAAAAUGGAAAUUCAAUGUUUGGAAGUACACCAUUGAUUUGAAUCCUGGUCCAUACACAUAUAAGGAACAAAUGUUGGCAACUAUUUUCUGUGGUGUUACUGGUGGUAGUACAUCCUAUGUGGCAUGGAACAUACUCAUGCAAAAAUCAGAUAAAUUCUAUAAUAAUGAAUGGGUUGAUUGGGGAUACCAGGUGUUGUUGAUCUUGUCAACAAAUUUUCUUGGAAUUGGUCUUGCAGGAAUAAUGAGGAAAUUUGCCGUUUAUCCAGUUAAAGCCGUAUGGCCAACAAUAUUGCCAUCUUUAGCAUUGAAUAAAACAUUGUUAACUACUUCAAAAAAUGAAAUCACAAAUGGAUGGAAAAUUUCAAGCUACAAGUUCUUUUUCGUAACAUUUGCCGUAUCGUUUGUUUAUUUUUGGAUUCCUGACUACUUGUUUCAAGCACUUUCUACAUUCAAUUGGAUAACAUGGAUCCAACCAAAUAACCAAAACCUUGCAGUGAUUACUGGAUCCAUUGGUGGUUUAGGUUUGAAUCCCAUCUCUACAUUUGACUGGAAUUAUAUGAGUGCUUUAAACCAACCAUUGCAAGUUCCCUUUUUCAACUCAGUAAAUAAUAUGAUUGGAAUGGGUGUGGCAUUCAUUGCUAUUCUUGGUAUUUGGUAUUCCAAUUACAAAUGGACAGGCUAUCUUCCAAUUAAUGAUAAUGGUCUUUAUUCAAACACUGGUGAUCCAUAUUCUGUAACAUCAAUUGUCAAUGAACAAAGUUUAUUUGAUCAAGAGAAAUACAAUCAGGUGGGUCCUCCAUUCUAUACUGCCGGUAAUUUGGUGGUCUAUGGUGCCUUUUUUGCUCUCUAUCCAUUCCAUAUUGUCUAUGAACUUGGGGUGAAUUAUCGAGAAAUUCUUGAUUCUUUUAAAUCACUUGGACGAGUUGCCAAAAGUUUCAAAAAGUCAAAUUAUGAUGGAUUAGAUGAUCCUCACGGUGUAUACCCUGAAGUUUCAGAAUGGGCAUAUUUUUCAAUAGUGGUGAUGUCGUUGGUGUUGGCCAUUAUCUGUGUAAAGAUUUAUCCAGCACAAACACCAGUGUGGGGUAUAUUUUUUGCUCUAGGUAUAAAUGUGUUAUUUUUGGUGCCAUUGACUAGUAUUUAUGCAAGAACGGGAUUUUCAUUUGGGUUGAAUGUUUUAGUUGAAUUGAUUGUGGGGUAUACUAUACCAGGGAAUGGAUUAGCAUUGGCAUUUAUCAAAGCAUUGGGGUAUAAUAUUGAUGGACAAGCUGAGUCAUUUAUAAAUGGAUUGAAGCAAGGUCAUUACGCCAAACUACCUCCACGAGCUGUCUUUAGAGCACAAGUAUUAUCGAUUUUCAUUGCUUCAUUUAUACAGUUAGGCGUUCUAAAUUUUCAACUAAAUGGUGGAAUAAGAGAUUAUUGUAGCCCAACCAAUGCUCAAAAGUUUACCUGUCCUAAUGGCAGAACAUUCUAUUCAGCUUCUGUUUUGUGGGGAGUUAUUGGACCCAAGAAAGUCUUCACUGGGUUGUAUCCUAUCUUACAAUGGUGUUUCCUAAUUGGGUUCUUAUUGGCUUUCCCGUGUAUUGUGAUGAAAAAGUAUGCUCCCAGAAAGUAUAUGAAAUAUUUCGAGCCAUCGGUGAUUAUUGGUGGAUGUUUACAUUAUGCACCUUAUAAUUUGUCUUACUAUAUUCCUGGCUUUUAUGUUGCGUUUGUUUUUAUGCAUUACGUUCGAAAGAGAUAUGAAGCUUGGUGGCAGAAGUAUAACUAUAUUUUAUCAACUGGAUUAAAUGCCGGGAUAGCAUUCAGUUCAAUCAUUAUAUUUUUCACUGUAAUGUAUUAUCCAAAACCAAUAAACUGGUGGGGAAAUACAAUUUCCAAUAUGGGAUUUGAUUCCAAAAUGAAGGGGUGGCUCAAUGCUCGUACGGAAGCACCAGAUGGUUAUUUUGGACCCAGAAAAGGGUCAUUUCCGUAG